Messenger RNA from Solanum lycopersicum (tomato), 2922 nucleotides. NCBI's taxonomy places the organism in Eukaryota, Viridiplantae, Streptophyta, Magnoliopsida, Solanales, Solanaceae. The record is from RefSeq and is a predicted model, not a curated record.
AUGUGUGUUGAUUAUCGUGAUUUGAAUAAGGCAAGUCCAAAAGAUGAUUUUCCUUUGCCUAACAUCCAUAUUUUAUUGGAUAAUUAUGCUAAACAUGAGGUUGCAUCUUUUAUGGAUUGUUAUGCGGGCUACCAUCAGAUUAUUAUGAAUGAUGAAGAUGCAGAAAAAACAUCUUUUAUCACUCCAUGGGGUACAUAUUGUUAUCGUGUUAUGCCUUUUGGAUUAAAAAAUGCAGGGGCAACUUAUAUGAGAGCAAUGACAACCAUGUUUCACGAUAUGAUGCAUAGAGAAAUCGAAGUUUAUGUGGAUGAUGUUAUCAUUAAAUCUAAAAAACAGUCAGAUCAUGUGAAAGACUUAAGGAGAUUCUUCAAAAGGUUCCGCAGGUACAAUCUAAAGCUUAAUCCUGCAAAAUGUGUAUUUGGAGUACCAUCGGGGAAGCUUUUAGGGUUUAUAGUCAGUCGAAGAGGUAUCGAGUUGGAUCCUUCAAAAAUAAAAGCAAUUCAAGAAUUGCCACCUCCAAAGAACAUAACUGAGGUUAUGAGCCUUCUAGGAAGGUUAAACUACAUCAGCAGAUUCAUUGCUCAACUCACAACAACUUGUGAGCCUAUCUUUAAGUUGUUGAAAAAGAAUGCCACAGUCAAGUGGACCGAAGAAUGUCAAGAAUCUUUUGAAAGAAUUAAGAAUUACCUGUCGAAUCCCCCUGUGUUGGUUCCUCCCGAGCCGGGAAGACCUUUGAUAUUGUAUAUGUCAGUACUUGAUAGUUCUUUUGGUUGCAUACUGGGUCAGCAUGAUGAAACUGGGAAGAAAGAGCGGGCCAUUUAUUACCUCAGCAAGAAAUUUACCGUUUACGAAGCAAAGUAUACCCUUCUUGAAAGAACGUGUUGUGCCCUAACUUGGGUAGCACAGAAGUUGAAACAUUAUCUUUCGUCUUACACUACUUAUCUCAUCUCUCGUAUGGAUCCGUUGAAAUAUAUUUUUCAAAAGCCCAUGCCCAUAGGCAGGCUUGCGAAAUGGCAAAUGUUGCUCACAGAGUUUGACAUUAUCUAUAUAACGCGGACCGCAAUGAAAGCUCAAGCAUUGGCAGAUCAUUUGGCAGAGAACCCUAUUGAUGAAGAAUAUGAACCGCUUAAAACCUAUUUUCCAGAUGAAGAGAUAUCUUGUAUCGAUGAAUUUAUUCACGAUAACGAUCAAGGUUGGAAGUUAUUCUUUGAUGGUGCCUCUAACAGGAAAGGAGUUGGAAUAGGAGCUGUUCUUAUGUCUGAAUCAGGGGAAUAUUACCCUAUAUCAGCCCAACUUAGAUUCUAUUGUACUAAUAAUAUGUCUGAGUACGAAGCGUGCAUUUUGGGUCUGAGGUUAGCUGUUGACAUGGGCAUCCAAGAAUUGUUAGUGUUAGGAGACUCAGACUUACUAGUUCAUCAAAUUCAAGGAGAAUGGGAAGCUCGAGACCCAAAGCUGAUACCAUAUCAACAUUGUUUACAAGGUCUUUGUCAACGAUUCGUGUCGAUAAAGUUUAGACACAUUCCCAGAAUGCACAAUGAGAUUGCAAAUGCAUUGGCCACUUUGUCUUCGAUGCUCCAACACCCUGAUGACGCCCAUAUCAACCCUUUAUACGUACAAAUUCGUGAUCAACAUGCCUAUUGCAACAUGAUUGAGGAGGAAUUUGAUGGUAAGCCUUGGUUUCAUGAUAUCAAAACUUAUCUUCAGUCUGGAGAAUGUCCGUCAGAUGUAACUAGUAAUCAAAGAAGGACUAUUCGACGACUAGCAAGAGAUUUUUUCUUAAGCGGAGGCAUACUGUACAAGAAGACACCCGAUUUAGGUCUUCUAAGGUGUGUAAAUGCUCAAGAGGCUUCCACAAUCAUGAUUGAAGUACACUCAAGAGUUUGUGGACCUCAUAUGAAUGAAUAUGUUCUAGCCAAGAAAAUACUUCGAGCAGGAUAUUAUUGGCUCACCAUGGAGCGGGAUUCCAUACGAUUUGUUCGUAAAUGUAAUGAAUGUCAAAUACAUGGUGAUUUAAUACAUUCUCCCCCUUCUGAGUUGCAUGCAAUGUCGGCUCCAUGGCCUUUCGUGGCAUGGGGAAUGGAUGUGAUUGGAUCGAUAGAACCAAAAGAAUCGAAUGGUCACAGGUUCAUCUUGGUGGCCAUUGAUUAUUUUACAAAGUGGGUGGAAGUAGUAACUUUCAAAUCAGUGACCAAGAAGGUCGUGGUGGAUUUCAUCCAUUUCAACAUCAUUUGUCGUUUUGGUAUUCCAAAGGUGAUUAUAAUUGACAAUGCUGCAAAUCUCAACAACCACUUAAUGCAAGAGGUAUGCUACCGAUUUAAGAUUGAGCAUCGAAAUUCGACUCCGUAUCGCCCAAAGGCAAACGGGGCUGUAGAAGCUGCAAACAAAAAUAUAAAAAAGAUACUUCGUAAGAUGGUGCAAAGUUCUCGACAAUGGCAUGAAAAGUUGCCUUUUGCUUUGUUGGAUUAUCGCACUACAGUCCGUAUGUCAGUGGGCGCUACCCCAUAUUCACUGGUAUACGGGACUGAAGCAGUUAUACCUGCAGAGAUUGAGAUCCCAUCUUUACGAAUCCUUGUGGAGGCUGAAAUUGAUGAUGAUGAAUGGACCAAAACUCGGUUAGAGCAAUUAAGUUUGAUUGAUGAGAAGCGUCUGACAUCAGUAUGUCAUGGACAAUUAUAUCAAAAAAGAAUGGCAUGGGCAUACAACAAAAAGGUGCGUCCCAGACAUUUUGAAGAGGGUCAAUUAGUGUUGAGACGCAUUUUGCCACAUCAUGCUGAAACCAAAGUCAAAUUUUCUCCAAAUUGGAGAGGACCAUUCGUUGUUAAAAGGGUAUUACCCAAUGGUGCUCUUUACUUAGCAGAUAUAGAAGGCAAAGUGACAGAAACGGUCAUCAAUGCUGAUGCUGUGAAAACAUAUUACAUAUGA